Cynara cardunculus var. scolymus (artichoke) is the source of this 1561-nucleotide messenger RNA. RefSeq names its product epidermis-specific secreted glycoprotein EP1-like. The record is from RefSeq and is a predicted model, not a curated record. The coding region runs from base 15 to 1355 and encodes 446 amino acids. NCBI's taxonomy places the organism in Eukaryota, Viridiplantae, Streptophyta, Magnoliopsida, Asterales, Asteraceae. The transcript has a single exon.
AGUUGCCACUAACCAUGGCGACUGCUUCUUCUUCUCUUUUCCUUAUCUUCUUUGGUUUCCUCUUUCCACUCUUGUUCAUCUCCGAAGCCACUGUUCCUCCCUCUGACACUUUCCGAUAUGUCAACACCGGCGAUUUUGGAGAUUCCGUAGAGUACCACACCGAAUACGACCCAACCUACCGUGCUCUUCCUCCGUUCACUUCCCCUUUUGUGCUGUGUUUCUACAACACCACCCCCAAUGCCUACACUCUCAGUCUACGCAUGGGUACACGACGUGAUAGAUCCCGCAGGCGCUGGGUCUGGGAAGCCAAUCGGGGAAAUCCGGUUCGCGAAAACGCGACUUUCUCCUUCGGUUCCGAUGGAAACCUGGUCUUGGCCGAUGCAGACGGCCGGAUUGUAUGGCAGACCAACACCGCCAAUAAAGGUGUGGUUGGGUUCGCCAUACUCACAAAUGGCAACAUCGUGCUUCGUGACGCUAACGGUAACUUCAUCUGGCAAAGCUUUGAUUCCCCAACCGAUACCAUCUUGUUCGGCCAGAGUCUUCGGAUCGGAGGUCCAAAUAAGCUUGUGAGCAGGGCUUCCACGACGGAAAACGUUAACGGGGUGUAUAGUUUCGUAUUAGAGCCUAAAAGAUUGGCUUUGUAUUACAAGGCCAUGCGUUACUGGUCUUCCUCUUUUACCGCAUACUUCGGCGAAGUGAACAAGGCCAACGGAAAUUUGGUUAAUGCAACGUUAGAAAUUGGGGAAUCUGAAUAUGUUGAUAGCAACUUUAACGCACUCCGGUGUCGUCUCUCCAACUCCGAUUCAGUACCUUUUCUACAUCUCGGCAUACUCAGUUACAACAGCACGUUAUCAUAUCUCCGGUUGGGAAUCGAUGGGAACCUAAGACUGUAUAGUUAUCGUCGAAAUGCCGUAACAAGCGCGUGGAGCCUGUUAUUCACUUUGUUCGAUAGAGGGGUGAGUGAGAGGGGGGAGGAAAUCGAAGCGGACUGCCAAUUGCCCGAUCGGUGUGGGAAGUUUGGGCUUUGCGAGGACAGCCAAUGCGUUGGGUGCCCAUCGCCGAGCGGGGUUUUUGCAUGGAGCAAAGAUUGUGUUGCGAAGUUGCCGGGUUGUGAGGCGAGUGGUUUUCGAUACUACGAGCUCAAAGGGGUGGACCAUUUCACGGUGAAAUACAGUUCAGGGACGGGUCCGGUGAAUCGGAAGGAUUGCGAGAGCAAAUGCACGAAGGAUUGCAAGUGUUUGGGGUAUUUCUAUCACACAGAUCGAUCGAGGUGCUGGAUUGCUGAUGAGCUGAAAACGUUGACGAGAGUUGGGAACUCGACUCACAUGGCGUACAUCAAAACGCCUAUUCGUUAAAUUUGAUGAACAGGUCUAGAGUGGCAAAUAAAAACUCGUUGUGCAAGAAAUUGGAAAGAAUAUGAUCCGAUAUUUCUUAAUCUUUGUGUUAUUAUGUGGAUUCUUCACUUUGGUUAGAGGAGUUUUCUAAAUAUCAUAAGAAUUUAUAACACGACACGAGUAAUCAUGCAAUGCAACGAGAUAAAUCUCGAUUUUAAUUUUUUUUU